AUGGGUGAAAUAACAGCUUCUCUCGUUGUCAUAGAAUCAAUUGAAAAUAUUGAUAAUGAAACUAUUCAAUUACAUUUAAAAUGUGAAAAUUUGAAUAUACAUGGAAUUCAAACAUUAAAAUGUCUUGAUGCUAUGCGAAAAGAGCGACAAUUAUGUGAUGUUAUAUUAACUGUUGAAGGUCAUGAAUUAUUUGUUCAUCGAGCUUUAUUAUCUUGUCAUUCAAAUUAUUUUCGUGAACUUUUUCUUAAUGAUGAAACAGAUACAUUGAAAAAAAAACAACUUUAUUAUCAAAUCGAUGGUCUUGAAUAUACAGCUUUAAAAUUAAUAGUAAAGUUUAUUUAUCAGGGAAGUUUUCAAUUAACAUCAGAUAUGGUACCAAAAGUUUAUUUGGCUGCACAUCAAUUACGUGUUGAAACAAUUUUUAAAGCUUGUUCAAAUUAUCUUAUUGAACAACUCAAUGCACACAAUUGUUUGAGUACACGUCUAAUGGCAAUUGAUGAUGAUCUUCGUAUGAAAGCAACUGAAUGUAUUCAAAAUCAUUUUUUUGCUGUACUUGAAACACGUGAAUUUCAUGCAUUACCAUCUAUUAAAAUUGAACUAGUCGUAGGUUCCACAACACUUAAUACAAAUAUAAUGUGUGAUCUUAUAUUAAAUUGGAUUAGUCAACACCUUCGUAAAGAUAAUAGUACACUUCAAGAACUUGGUGAAUAUAUGCAUUUACUUUAUCUUAAUUGUGAUAAAACACUUCAUGAUUGUUCGGAUAUGGAUAAGAAAAAUAUGUAUUUUUCUGAUAUAAUUAAAGAUUAUCAAAGUUAUAGAUUAACAAAAAGAAGUUUAUCAACAUCAUCACCAUCAGGUAACUCAAAUGAAAAUUCAAUUUUUACAACACCAAAUUUAAAAUUAAUUAAUAAUAAUUUAACAUCAAAUGUAACAAAUGAUUUACAAGCAUUUGAAACAAAACUUAUUCAUAUUGAUCAAUCAACAGAAUAUACUUAUAUUGCUAUUGCUGUUGUUAAAGGAAAAAUGUUAAGUAUUGCUAUUCACAUGUCACCAUCUUCAUUAUCAACACCAAAUACAUCUGGAAAUGGUCAUUUGAUACAUACAGAUAAUAUUGAUGACAAUGAGUAUGUAACAAAGCUCUUUAGUCCAAUUUUAACUACUGAUAAAGAGAUUCCAUUGGCUUCACUUUCAACAGCACGAUGUGGUUUUGGUGGAUAUGACCGUGGUGAUUGUCUCGAUACAAUCGAACAAUUUAAUCCAAUAGAAGGUAAAUGGACAUCGUUAUCAGUUCCCAUGAGUAGUCGACGUGGUCGUGUAUCAGCUGCAAUAGUUAAUAAUAAAAUUUAUGUCUGUGGUGGUAGUAAUGGACAACAAGAAUUAAAUACAGGUGAAUAUUUUAAUUUAAAAUCUAUGAAUAAAUGGUCACCAAUAAAAGAUCUUGAUACACCUGUUGCUCAUGGAGCUACAUGUAGUGAUGAUUCUUAUGUAUAUUUAAUUGGUGGAUGUGAAGGUGAUAUAUGUAAAAAUGAUUGUUAUCGAUAUGAUCCUGAAAAAAAUCAAUGGUCAACAUUAGGUUCAAUGAAUUGUGAACGAAGUCAAGCAGCUGCUGUAUAUUUUAAUGGUAAAAUUUAUGUAUUUGGUGGUUAUAAAUCAAGUCGAUGUUUAUCAUCAUGUGAAAUUUUAACAUUAUCAACAAAUGAAUGGUCUAUUGGACCAACAAUGCGUGAAAAUCGUCGUGGUUGUGGUGCUGUUUUAUAUGAAAAAAAAAUUUUUAUUAUUGGUGGUUCAAAUGGUGUUACAUCAUUAACAUCCAUCGAAGUAUAUGAUCCUAUAACAAGCGAAUGGAUUAUAAAUAUAAAUGGAAUGCCAAAUGAAUUAAAUAUACCACGUGUUGGUGUUGGAAUUACUGUAUGUAAUGAAAAACUUUAUGUUAUAGGUGGUUUUGAUGGAAGAAGUUUUCUUAAAUCAAUUGAAGUUUAUGAUAAAAUCAAUCAACGAUGGAAAUUAAGUAACAAUAAUCAUAAUAAAUCAGAGAAGAUGAAUCAUCAAAACUCGAAUGAUAUGAAAACGUAA
Molecule: messenger RNA, 2073 nt
Organism: Rotaria sp. Silwood2
Lineage: Eukaryota; Metazoa; Rotifera; Eurotatoria; Philodinida; Philodinidae
Source: the annotation of a GenBank genome assembly